Molecule: messenger RNA, 3383 nt
Organism: Hyla sarda
Lineage: Eukaryota; Metazoa; Chordata; Amphibia; Anura; Hylidae
Gene: SHOX
Product: short stature homeobox
Exons: 5
Coding region: 372-1250 (292 amino acids)
Biological process (GO): regulation of transcription by RNA polymerase II
Cellular component (GO): nucleus
Molecular function (GO): sequence-specific double-stranded DNA binding; DNA-binding transcription factor activity, RNA polymerase II-specific
Source: RefSeq, a predicted model, not a curated record
UUUUUUUUGUGCAUCUUACUUCUCUAAAAAUCAAGGUGCAUUGAUGCCAAGGAGUGAUGAAAUAAGAAGAAAAGCCAAUUGCUGCACUGAGGUGGGGGAUAGCUGCUAGGAAUCCGCCUGCAACUGUGGAGAAGUCAGUAAUUGCUGGAGACAGGGAGAGCUGGGGGUUGGGCUGAGGGAUCCAUGUAUAAAUAGUGUGAUCUCAAAUUGAAAGGCAUAAAUAACAGCAGGAGUGAUCUAACCCUAUGCAGUUCAUCCUCGACGGGGAAAAGGGGGGAAAACAAUAAGGAGAAGCUUCCAGGGGAGGUGUAGAUCUCCUAGUGCAGACCAAGUGGAUCUCUGUGGAUACAAGAUCACAGGGUGCAGCAGCCAUGGAAGAACUUACUGCUUUUGUAUCUAAGUCCUUUGACCAAAAGAGUAAGGAUGGCAGCAGUAGUGGCAGCAGCAAGAAGGAGACCAUUACAUACAGGGAAGUUCUGGAGACCGGCUUAGCUCGGGCCAGGGAGCUGGGGAACUCUGAUACCAACCUCCAGGACAUUACAGACACCAGCAACCACUGCUCGCUGCACCUCUACAAGGAGCACACAGACAUUGACAAGGACAAGCUCAAAGACUACAACACCAGCAGGAUAUCCGAGGGAAUCUACGAGUGUAAGGACAAGAGAGAAGACGUGAAGUCAGAGGAUGAGGAUGGACAAACCAAGCUAAAGCAGAGGAGAAGCAGGACGAAUUUUACAUUAGAGCAGUUAAAUGAAUUGGAAAGACUGUUCGAUGAGACUCACUAUCCUGAUGCAUUUAUGAGAGAGGAACUAAGUCAGAGGCUGGGACUGUCUGAGGCCAGGGUUCAGGUUUGGUUUCAGAACCGAAGAGCGAAAUGUAGAAAACAAGAAAAUCAAAUGCAUAAAGGUGGGUAUGGUGUCAUUCUGGGAACAGCAAGUCAUUUAGAAACAUGUAGAGUUGCACCAUAUGUGAACAUGGGAGCACUGAGGAUGCCUUUUCAACAGGUCCAAGCUCAGUUACAGUUGGAAGGAGUCGCCCAUGCACACCCUCAUCUCCACCCGCACCUGGCUGCCCAUGCACCCUACCUUAUGUUUCCUCCUCCACCCUUUGGACUUCCUAUUGCAUCACUGGCAGAAACUGCAUCUGCUGCUGCUGUGGUUGCAGCUGCUGCUAAAAGCAACAGCAAAAACUCAAGUAUUGCUGACUUGCGACUCAAAGCCAGAAAACAUGCAGAGGCUUUGGGACUCUGACACUAUUAGCCUUUGGUAUAAUAGUGAAGUGACUUCUUUGUUUCCCUUUUUCUGCCAUUAUAUGACUCUACAGAACACCAAAUGGUAAAAGCUUUGCAAAUGUAAAGGAAAAAAAAAAAAGAUGGGCCUGUACCUGCUUCUCUAGAAGAUCAACAAGGAGUGUGGAGGAUUUUUUUUUUAAAUAAAAUACGCCAUUUGGUUCAGCUCUUUGCACAUCAUGAAUUUUUAUGAUGCUUGCAACUACAGUGAUUCUAAAUCAGUAUGAUAACUGGAGUAGUUAAGAACAUGGCCUUAUAUUAUUUGGACAUGAUCGGAGAGGAUUGAAAGAAGAGGUAUUUUUUUUUACCCUGAACAACAAAAUGAACUUAACAACAUUGGCUGCUUUAAGAAUUACUUCUGCAUGUUACCGAGCAAAAAGAAAAAAUAAACAAAAAGAAAAAAAAAGUAAAAUAUAUACAUAUUAUAUAUUAUAGAUUUCAAAUCACUGGGGCUGGUCUCCAUAAUGCCAAUGCUAUUAUUCCACUGCCACAGGAAUCUUUCAUUGCAGAAACAGUUUCCCAAACCUAUAACGGACUUUUGGACAUGAACAAAUAAUCAAGAAUCAUCCAUCAGUUAGUAAAGUAGUCCUCUCACCUUCUCACAAAAGCAGGCAGCAAUAAUGUAUUUUUUUCAAAAUACCAUAUUCUGGAAAGUAUUAACAUAUGCUAAGUAUGCCAUAUAUUGGUGCUUUCAACGUACUAAAAAGAAAACUGGUUUUGCUACAAAGAUAAAAAUCAACCUUACAUAACAUCAAAUGUUUUGUGCCAUUUAUCUGUAAGCAGUCACUAAGUUUAAAAUACAGAAUGAAGUAGAUUUGGAAAAACCAUAAAUAUUAAUUUAUUGGAAAGAGGGAGAUGUUAGUCAAUGGUGUCAGGAAAUAAUACUGAGACAAAAUGAAUUCUAGUUAAAUGCAAUUGAGUGCAGUAAAGUGCAAUACUGUAAAUAUUAUAGAUAUUAAGAAUGACAUCUUCAGAUGUUGAUAAAUAAUUUUGCAUUCACCUAGGCCCAGCCUUUUGUGCUUCACUUGGGUGUUGCAGUUCAUUUGCCAAAUGAGUAAAUUCCAUGGGAAUGGAUUAAAUAAUAUUGUCUUUUUCCUUGUAUGAGGAAAACUGCCAUGGUUUAGUCAAUGUGCCAUAAGAUGAUGAUUUCAGCUCAAAAGCUGGCAUGGUGGUUUUUAUUUCUGGGCUUUUAUUUUUUUUUCUUUCAAUUAUGAAUUGAAUACAUCUAGGAAUAAUAGACCAUUACUGGGAAAAUGCUGGUUGCAGUAAGCAAUGCAAGGUAUUGAUAAUGUAACAAAAAUACCAAAGUGUUUGCUUUUUUCUUUUAUUUAAUGUAAAAUGUGUCCAAAUGACUUUUUAACACUAUAUCAUGAAUUGCCUAACAACAAAUCCAACACUUUUGAUGAAUUAUAAAAAAAAAGGAAAAAAUAUUGCAAUUUCUGUUUGGACUUUGUGUUCCAUACAUAAAGACAGGCAAAGCAUUUUGUUUCUUUGUAAAAAUGUAAGUGGAUGUUUUAUUUAUUUUUCUGUUUGAAAUUUUAUAAAUGUGUAAUAUUCUAAUUAUGUUGAGUGUACAUUUUAAUAUGCUUUGCAUUUAUUUUUAUAUGUUGGACACCUGUUGCUUUUGCCAUAAGUUUCAGGCAAUUAGCCAAAUCAGAAAUACCCUUUUUUGUCAUUGUUUAUGCCCAUAUAAAUGAACUCCCUUUGGUUGUUUCUGGAGACAUUGACAAGUAGGGUUGUUCAUCUGAUGAAUUAAUCUUAUUGUUUUAAUAAGAUGCAUACAUUAUGCCAAACGUACAUGGGCAUCAUAUCACCUAAUACAACACACUGCGCUGCAUAUACAGUUAUUGUAUGUCUGGAUGAACAGGCAUUUCAGGGAUAGUAGAAGAAUAGACUGUUGAAAAUCUUAAAAUUUGUCAUUUUGCAUCCUUGAAUUUUUUUACAUUUUUUUUUUAGCUAACCUUCCAUACCAGCAUGCUUCAGCACAGAUCCACUAAAACAUGUUCCAUUCGGUUUCAGAGUGUAUUAGUAAAUCACAUGGUAUGAAUGUACAUCUUGAUCAACAAGUGGAAUAUAAAUAAAUGUAUAAAUAUCU